GCAAAUUUGAUGAAUUUAUUGAACUUUUUAUUUCUGAGAUGAAACAAAUAGAGAAAGGAAAGAUAAUGGAUGUAGAAAGAAGUGAAAGUCUUGUAAUUGCAAGCCUUGGGGACGUAAUAGCAGAUUUGCACAAGGCAAUGAUCUGGCUGGAGUUAAAUGACAUGGUGCUACAAGAGGAUGUUAUACUUGUAAUACAACAAAAGAUUCUUAGACAUCAGACAAUAUCAAUUUCAGCACCAACAAUUACUAGAUGUAAGGAAAUUGCCGCAGAAUAUGGAUUGCGUAUCAAAUCUUUAAUACUUGAUGAAUUAAAAAGAGAAAAAUAUCUCCAAUCACCACAUGAUAUAUAUCACGUUAUAGCUAGCAAAGUAUUAAGAUUUCUUAAAAUUACAAUCAAUACACUUUCUUCAGAGGAAAAAUUGGCAUUUAUCGUAGUUUGGAAGUCAUUCGAUUAUCCAAAAAACUGGCAAAAAUUGCCAAAUCCAAUCUCUCACAUUGAUAGUUUCAUGAUGUCAGACUGUUUACAAUUGGCUAUGAUAGUUCCUUUUAUUUUUAAUAGGCUCUUAAAGCCUCAACAUUUUAAAAAAACUGAUCUUACUUUGUUUCAACAACAAAUAGAACUUUCACGAAAUGAUUUGGCUAUGAAACAUUGGUUAAAAUAUUGGAUAUUGGUGGCAAAAACAAUGUCUAUAGCCUUCAAGCAUUUAUUUUUGGAAGGUGAUUAUAUUAAGCACGUGAAUGCUUAG
Messenger RNA from Racocetra persica, 746 nucleotides. NCBI's taxonomy places the organism in Eukaryota, Fungi, Glomeromycota, Glomeromycetes, Diversisporales, Gigasporaceae. The record is from the annotation of a GenBank genome assembly.